CUAGAGAAAGAUAUAAUGGAUGAGCAUGAUAAAAUGCUGCCCAUAGCGAAUGUGGGCCGGAUCAUGAAACAGAUCCUACCACCCACAGCCAAGAUUUCCAAACAAGCCAAGGAGACGAUGCAAGAGUGUGCCUCAGAGUUCAUAGCUUUCGUGACUGGCGAGGCAUCUGAAAAGUGUCGCAGGGAUAAUCGCAAGACAGUAAAUGGAGACGACUUAUGUUGGGCUCUUGCAUCUUUAGGGUUUGAUGACUGCUCCAAUGCGGUUAGGAGGUACUUGAAUAAGUUUAGGGAGUUUGAGAAGGAUAGGGCAGCUGCAAACCGAAUGAAUGAAGAACAUGUUAAUGAAGCUGCCUCUGGACCGUCUAACAGCAGUAAGGAGAUAUCAUUCCUUGUAACUCGUCCCUAGAUUUUUGUUGGCUUAAGAUUAAAAGUUCUCAAAAAAAGCCUUCAAGAGCAUAUGUAACCCUUACCAUUUUCUAAUCUAAGAGUUUCAUUAUCUUU
Molecule: messenger RNA, 500 nt
Organism: Helianthus annuus (common sunflower)
Lineage: Eukaryota; Viridiplantae; Streptophyta; Magnoliopsida; Asterales; Asteraceae
Product: nuclear transcription factor Y subunit B-4
Exons: 1
Coding region: 16-405 (129 amino acids)
Biological process (GO): regulation of transcription by RNA polymerase II
Cellular component (GO): CCAAT-binding factor complex
Molecular function (GO): DNA-binding transcription activator activity, RNA polymerase II-specific; protein heterodimerization activity; RNA polymerase II cis-regulatory region sequence-specific DNA binding
Source: RefSeq, a predicted model, not a curated record